CUUCUCUUGACAUAGCUGCAUCGUUCCAUGCUAUGGCAGACAAGCCUCUGCUUAUCAUCAAGGGCAUCCCUGAGAGCUUCCACACACCAGAUUUGCGAGUCUUCUUCGAACCGGCCGUGGAGCAAGGGCUUUUUGCUUGCUUCCAUUUUCGCCGGGAGAAGGCUCAACCGAGCAGCGAGUUGACCUGCCGUGUCCAGGCCAGAAGCGAGGAAGCGGCCGAAGAAAUCAUUCGCUGCUUUCACAACAUGCCCUGGCGGGAGGUUUUGAUCGAAGCUGACGUCUCUGACAAAGCAUGCUGCGUGGUUGAAAGAGGACACGCACGACAUGAAGCAGCUGAUCGGUGGGAGUUGCAUCCACCUCCAGGCUUGCCACAGGGCAACGUGGGCACUGCAAGAUCUGCGGUGCUGGCCGCCAUCCGGGCCUGCAAGCUGCCAGCCUCUGUCAUCAAGAGGCUAGGAGUUGUGCCAAGCAAGAUUCGCAGCACGCGAAGCUCUGCAGCUAUUCCACCACCUUUGUGUUGGAGAGCCGAGGAGAGCAAGAAGCCUCUUCUGGAAGGUGAAGCGAAGGACGUCCAGCCGUCGCGGCCUGACGCGCCGCAGCCGAAGACACCGAAGGAGGGUGUGUCCAAAAAGUCGUUGGCGACCUCCAAGCUGUUAACUUCCCUCAAAAGGGCGCGAUCGCCACCCGAACCAAAGGAGCCAUUGCGGGAGUUAGCCAAAUCUCGGAAGUGUGCCCAGCCGAAAGAGGGUGAGUCCGAGCAUCUGGAAGAUCGCCAUGUGCCACGGCCUUUGGACACGGAGCCCGAUGACUUCGACGAACCACUGGAAAAGGCUCCACACUACGAGCGCAGUGACAGGCUUGACUCUGCUGCCGGGUACCUGUAUGAGGACACGGUUGAGCAGAUCUGGGACAAGCAAGAUGCUUCGGGAUUGGUUUGGUACACUGACGCCGCAUUCUGGGACCGCAUGGCGGGAGAUUUGGACGAGCGCUGUGCUGAUGGAUGGGACGUUGAGGACGAGGCCAACUCUGACACAGGUAUCGAUGAGGAGACCCCGCAGCUGCGGCACUCACGUGCGGCCGUGGGGAUGGAGCAGGGCUGUGGACUAGCUGCAGUUCGCCGUGGCGCAGCAGGACCUGGAGCUGUUCGAAAGAGGCCUUCGUGGCCUUCGUGGCGCAUGGCAGUCUGGCCACAGCGGACGACACGGAUGUGAUCUUCGCCGACGGGGCCCGUCGCUUCUCAGGACGCAUCAUGCGCUCGUGGGGCGGCCAUCUGUCGGCAGCUCCCAGCAGCACGUGUCUUGACGAAGAAACGACUCCUCCCCUCUAUAGGAAAGCCCGGUGCACCCAGCAACUGGAACCUGGGGAGUAGGUUGGAGGCCAUUACUAGUAGGAACAUGGGAAUUGUAUCUUUUUCUUCACACUUUCCAAACGUCAGCAAGCUGUAUUUGUGCUUCGGUGUGGCUUGGCAGGCUCUUGGCGGUGGUGGAGGGCUUGCAGCCUAACAUGGCUCGAACUGGCCUGGGUUGGGUUGGGGAGCGGCAGCGAGCCAGACCUAGACCUCCUGCAGACGAAUGGAACCACAUUGGUUCCAUCUACGACCCCCCACAGAUGGAGGUGAAGAGCCGAUCCUUCUCAGUGCGGCCUACAGUCCCAGCUUCUUUUAGCGCAUCCUCGCUGUACUUUGCAGAGGAUCGCCGGCGCAAGGUCACCUUCGUCCAAGCGACGCAUGCCUCAGCUGGCG
Messenger RNA from Durusdinium trenchii, 1741 nucleotides. Lineage: Eukaryota; Dinophyceae; Suessiales; Symbiodiniaceae. The record is from the annotation of a GenBank genome assembly.